This is a messenger RNA of Oppiella nova, 229 nucleotides long. The record is from the annotation of a GenBank genome assembly. Lineage: Eukaryota; Metazoa; Arthropoda; Arachnida; Sarcoptiformes; Oppiidae.
UAUUUAAAUUCAUUUUGAGAUUUUAAUUAUUAAUAUGUAGUCUCCACCGAAAGGCGCAACCAUACCAUACCGUCCUAAGCCGGCUAUGCCUCCAGUGAUAUUUGCUGGCGGACAGGCAUAUACAAUACAAGGACAGUACGCAAUCCCGCACCCGGAUUGUCACGGCUUAGUCGAGUUUCCCGCAUCGGGGCUGCAGAUCGGAAACACUGCUUUUAAGUGGUUCAAGUAG